UAGACUGGACUAUGAUCAGGGCAAAACAUAAGACUGGAUUAUGAUGAAAGCACAACAUAGACUGGCCUCUCUCUGCAGUGGUACGUUUAGCGAUACAUAACAUGCAUGCACUCUCAGACCUGAGUCACCAGAAUCAUUUAAGUUCUCGCGAUGUUUCCAUGUUCGCGUGAGGGAAAGCAGUAUGGCAGCCGUGGCGCUGAGGUCCUGCCGCAGAGGACUUUCGCAAAUCAUCAGCAAUGUCGGGGUCUCUUCUGUAUUGUCCACGCGUUUUGAAGGAGGACCAAGGCAUGUACAAUGUACCUCGGGUGUAAGACACAAGUCUACGGUUCAGUUCGCCACCCGGCCCGACCUUCCCAAGCUGGCCUACAGACGGGUGAAGGGGAAGAGCCCAGGGGUGGUGUUCCUGCCCGGGUAUGGGUCAAACAUGAACGGACAGAAGGCUGAGGCCCUGGAGGAGUUCUGCAGGUCUUUGGGACAUGCCUAUCUCAGGUUCGACUACACGGGCCACGGUGCCUCAGAGGGGGUGUUCACCGAGGGGACCAUCGGCACCUGGAAGAAAGACGUCCUGUACGUCCUGGACGAGCUGGUGGAGGGACCGCAGAUCAUGGUGGGUUCCAGUAUAGGCGGCUGGCUGAUGUUGCUGGCAGCCAUCGCCCGGCCAGAGAAGACCGCAGCUCUCGUGGGCAUCUCUACUGCGGCGGACCACCUGGUCACAGCCUUCAACACUCUUCCGCUUGAGACGCGCAAGGAGUUUGAGGAGAAAGGCGUGUGGACAGUGCCCACCCGGCACUCGGAGGACGGCGAGUACCGCUUCAACAUGGAGUUCCUGCGCGAGGCGGAGAACCACCGCGUGCUGCAGAGCCCCAUCCCGGUCACCUGCCCCAUCCGCCUGCUGCACGGCCUGAAGGACGAGGACGUGCCCUGGCACGUCUCCAUGCAGGUGGCGGAGCGUGUGCUCAGCGGCGACGUGGACGUGAUCCUGCGGCGCCACGCGCAGCACCGCAUGGCCGAGAAGGACGACAUCAAGCUGAUCGUGUACACCAUCGACGACCUCAUAGACAAGCUGACCACAAUGGUCUGAGGGCUGAGGGGACAGGAAGAAUAUGAGAGCAUGGUAGUCAUACAGGAAACCCCAAAAUAUCGGCCACGACCCCGUUUCCCUUCGAGCCAAAGUGUGGACCCUUGUUCCCGCAUCAUUCACCUGUCCACGUGUUCUGUUCUUCUACCCAUGUCUUCCCUUUUUGGGGUUGGGGGGAGGGGGGGGUCAACCCCAAAACAUGCCAUUCGGACAGUGCAUACACUACAGUGUAGACGGGUGACCCAUCCGGCUCAUUCUCUCCAGGUCAUGUUUGCAUAGCACUUGUUCCCGUUCAGGGCCUCCUCUCAGUUUCUAGUGGAGGGCCGCUGUGAUGUUCUUCUCGGCUUGCCACUGAUUUUUCUGUUUUCUUCCUCUUGUUUGUCUUUCUCCAUUAGACAGCCUUAGUUUGUCCUGUGCCUUUUUAAUAUCCUGACACGUUGUGGCCAAUAAAGACUAUCCACAACA
Molecule: messenger RNA, 1543 nt
Organism: Gadus morhua (Atlantic cod)
Lineage: Eukaryota; Metazoa; Chordata; Actinopteri; Gadiformes; Gadidae
Gene: abhd10b
Product: abhydrolase domain containing 10, depalmitoylase b
Exons: 5
Coding region: 182-1081 (299 amino acids)
Biological process (GO): protein depalmitoylation
Cellular component (GO): mitochondrion
Molecular function (GO): palmitoyl-(protein) hydrolase activity; hydrolase activity, hydrolyzing O-glycosyl compounds
Source: RefSeq, a predicted model, not a curated record